This is a messenger RNA of Hydra vulgaris (swiftwater hydra), 2769 nucleotides long. NCBI's taxonomy places the organism in Eukaryota, Metazoa, Cnidaria, Hydrozoa, Anthoathecata, Hydridae. The record is from RefSeq and is a predicted model, not a curated record.
UUAUCUACCAUUCCUUUAUUAAAUUACACCUGAAUAGUUUUUGAAAACAAUAUGCUAUAAAUUGUUUCGCUGUAUUGGCGCACCGGUUGAAAGAGCUAUCUUCCCUUACUCCUUAAAACAAUUAGAUAAAUUAGCUAAAUAAAUAAUAGUUAAAAUAAAUUAAAUAAAGAUUAAGAAGUUUAACUCCACCCCCUUCCCCGCUAACUAAAAAUAAAACCUGUUUGCCUCGCGGUUUUACUCGUCGUUUUAAACAAAAGAGACCAGAACAACAGCGUGGAAGAGUCAAAAUUAAUCAGCAGCUAUUUUACUAUAUAUACUAAGUUAAUAAUAAACGGUUAGUUCAUUUUUUUAAAAACUUAAAAAGUGUUUAGAAAGUGUUUUACUAAUAUUAAUACACCUUUCGUUGAAAUCUCACUAAGUUGGCUUGUACACAGAAAUGAAUACUUUUUAAAGAAGAAGUAAAAUUAUUUAAGGACAGCAUCAAAAAUGUCCAAAUCGACGUUGGAAAUAUUUGAAGUGAUUACUUUAAUAUCAAUUGACGUUUUUGCUUUGACUGGUAACUGUAUGAUUAUACUUGCUUUCAUAAUCGGUCCUAAAUCUUUAAAGACACUAACAAACUAUUUUGUUGUAAAUCUAGCUGUGGCUGACUUAAUGGUUGCAAUUCUGCCGUUACCCUUCUGGAUUGUAUAUACAGUUGACUACAAUAUUAUCAAUAGCAAUGCCAUACCUUUCUUUACUGCAGCGGACAUUCUCUGCGGAAUUACAUCGAUACUGAACCUGACUGCUAUCAGUUUAGAACGAAUGUUUGCUGUUAAAUUUCCAACUCGUCAUUAUAACUUGUCGUCAGCUCCGGUUUUUGUUGUUAUUGCAUUUACAUGGUUUAUUGGAAUUGCUUUUUCAGGUGCACGAUUUUUUAUACCACUUAAUAGUUUAAGAUGGUAUACCGCUUUCAUAUUUGUUUUUGCUUUCGCUUUGCCUCUAUUUAUUAUUGUUGUUUCUUAUUGUGUUAUAUUUUAUUGUGCAAUUUUGAUGAUGAGAGAAAAUAGUAACCAAGAUGGAAAAACUAAACAAGAGUUACGAGUUGCCAAGACUAUAUCUGUAAUAAUUGGACUGUUUCUUUUUUGUUGGAGUCCGUUUUUUAUUUUAAACAUGGUUUACGCAUUUUGCAAAGAUAUUCAUUGUAAUAAGCUACCAUUAUGGUUAACUAACGUCACUAAAUUACUGCACUAUAGCAACAGCAUGAUGAAUUUCUUUGUUUACGGAUACCGAAGUCCAGAUUUUCGUCACUCAUUUCGUGCAUUUACUAAAUGUAAUUUAAGUCUUAUAGAAGGUAGAGUACGUUCAUUGUCCGAAAGCAUAAAUCGAGGACAUAGUUCUUCCUUCAAAAGAGAAAGAAAUAAUGAAAAUAGCGAAGAGAUCUUCUUGGUCACGCUUGCUUCCGACGAAAUUAAAGCUGAUAGUCACCAAGAAUACAUAUUGUUAGUGUUGAAGAAUAAACAAAGAGAAAGUAAAUUAAAAGCACAAGAUCUACCAGACGGUAAACCAGAUAUUGUUGUUAAAAGUAUAACUUCUAUUCUCGAUGAUUACAAUUUAUGGAAGAGUAUAAAAAUAAUUUUAGCGUACAUUAUAAAUAAUACUAAAAUGUCAAAAUCAUUGUUGGAAAUAUUUGAAAUAAUCGUUUUAAUAAUAAUUGACGUUUGUGCUUUAACUGGUAACAGCAUGAUUAUACUUGCUUUUAUAAUUGGCCCGAAAUCUAUAAAGACAUUUACCAACUACUUUGUGGUAAAUCUAGCUGUUGCAGACUUGAUGGUUGCAGUUUUAUCAUUACCUUUCUGGAUUGCUUAUCGAUUUGAUAAUAACAUUGCUAAAAGUAUGUUUUUUGAGUACUUUAUAUCUAUCGACACCCUAUGCGGAAUAACAUCAAUAUUGAAUUUGACUGCUAUUAGUUUGGAACGAAUGUUUGCUGUUAAAUGCCCAACACGUCACUUUAAUUUAACUUCACUCCCAGUUUUAAUUGUAAUAGCACUAACUUGGUUUAUAGGAAUUGCAUUAACUGCUCCAAGAUUUUUAACAAUAAACAAUACAAAGGUUUUUAAGAUUUAUACAGCAACUCUGUUUUUUUGUGCAUUUAUAAUACCUCUAGUUAUUAUCGUAGUUUCUUAUUGCGUCAUACUUUAUUGUGCAAUUUCGAUGAUGAGAGAAAGUUGCAAUCAAACUAGAAAAAUCAAACGCGAGCUAAGAGUGGCAAAAACUAUAUCUGUUAUAGUAAGUUUGUUCCUAAUUUGUUGGAGUCCGUUUUUUAUUGUGAACAUGACGUUUAUAUUUUGUACAAAAGACUGUUAUAAUAGUUUCCCAGUGUGGUUAGUUCACGUCACUAAAAUUAUGCACUAUAGCAACAGUAUAAUGAACUUCUUUGUUUACGGACACCGAAGUCCUGAUUUUCGUCGCUCUUUUCGUGCAUUUAUAAAUUGCGAUGUAGGUCUUUUACAAGAAAGAGUUCGUUCGUUCUCUGAAAGUGUAAGUCGAGUUAGAACAACUUCUUUCAGGCAUCAACGCUCACACGAAGAAAACACAGAAAACAACAAAGAGAACAUUAGAAAACUAAGUGAAAGCACUAGAAGAAGUUCAAAAAGUGAAAACACUAGAAGAGUUUCAAAAGACAAUAAAUUGCUCAUAGCUAAAUAACGCGUUAAAUAAACUUUAGUUUAAGUAAAAAUAUUUUUUUAACAUUUUUCUUUAAAAAAGAAAAGAUUUUAAACACAACCCUAA